Molecule: messenger RNA, 1136 nt
Organism: Symbiodinium sp. CCMP2456
Lineage: Eukaryota; Dinophyceae; Suessiales; Symbiodiniaceae
Source: the annotation of a GenBank genome assembly
AUGGAGCCUUCGAUAUCGCCCUGGCUGCGGCAUCCCCGGCCUUGUCUCGACCUCUCGGCCGUGGCCAGAAAACCCCAACAUCGACUCCUUCCAAGAGAUCGCCGAGUCGCACGGGCUGCGCGAGGUGGUGACGGAGCUGCCCACGAACCGCUGCAUGUGGUAAUCUGUGGCGCGGGAGUUAUUGGCUGCUCCACGGCCUACUACCUACGGAGGCUCGGAGAGACCCGGAAGCGGCCUGUGAAGACUCUGGUGGUCGACCGGAAGGGCGUUGGUGAGGCUGCCACCGGCGUGGCGGCAGGCUUCCUUCCGCGCGAGUUUCACAACGGUCCGGACGACCAACUCCACGACAGAGGCUUCCUGGAAAUGCGUAAGUUGGCUGCGGAGCUGGAACUCAAGACUUACAAGCCCCUUCCCGGCUGGCUGGUGAGGCCCGACUCCAGUGCUGGGGCACCGGCCGGCACUGCGCCGUGGCUCGAUGGCGAGGUCAGCAUCACCCAACAGAUUGGCGAGGCCGCACAAGUGGACCCCUCGGAGCUGACGUCCGCGCUCUUUGGCGCCUCAGGAGCAGAGCUCCGGCCUGGUGCCGUGCGAGGCAUCGAAGAAGUCAGCGACUGGGGCAACCAUCGCUUGACUGGAAUCCGCAUCGACGACGACGUCGUGCGCUGCGAUGUGGCGGUCGUCGCCAUGGGUCCAUGGUCGGUGUUGGCGGAGGACUGGUUCCAGGGCUUUCGCGUGCCACUCCUUGGAACAUUGGGCUCCAUGGCAUUCUAUGAUCGACCUGCCGGCAGCGUGGACAGCGCCAUCGCCAUCUCUCAACCAGAUGAUGAGGGCCGCGAUCUCAUGGUCACUGCUCGAGCUGAUGGCAAGAUCACCUGCCUCGGGGUGCAGGGCGGCCACAAGGUGCUGACUGGUCAGGACCUUCGACAAAUCAACCCGGAGGAUGUGCUUCCUGUCCAAGAGGAUCUUGAGGCUGGUCGCCAUGCGUUCGAGCGAUUGUCUUCGCUGGCUCGCGGUGAGGCGCCGGGCUCGAUAGGAGCGGGCGUGCGCUCCGUCAUGACGAACCGCGCGCCGAUGAUUGGACGGAUUCCAGGCUACGGAGGCACGGCUUACGUGGCCUGUGGCCACAAUGCUUACGG